Messenger RNA from Lactuca sativa (garden lettuce), 1176 nucleotides. Its product is annotated as disease resistance protein RPV1-like. Gene Ontology annotation, biological process: signal transduction; defense response. The record is from RefSeq and is a predicted model, not a curated record. NCBI's taxonomy places the organism in Eukaryota, Viridiplantae, Streptophyta, Magnoliopsida, Asterales, Asteraceae. Gene Ontology annotation, molecular function: ADP binding.
AUGGUUGUUCUCUCUGAACUUUCUGAAGGAUAUUCAUCUUCAUCAUCAACACAUGGUCAUAUAUAUGAAGUAUUUUUAAGUUUUAGAGGUAUUGACACUCGUCAUAACUUUAUCGCUAACCUUCAUAAGGCCCUCAUGGAUGCCAAAAUCACUACCUUCUUGGACGAUGAAGAGAUUGAAAUCGGGGAAGAUCUGAAACCAGAAUUGGAGAGUGCCAUUAAAGCAUCUAGGGCUUCUAUUAUCGUGUUGUCCAAAAAUUAUGCCACUUCCACUUGGUGUCUUGAUGAACUGGUGUUGAUCCUUGAGCAACGGAGGACAUCCAAUCAUGUUGUUAUUCCCAUAUUUUAUCAUGUUGAGCCCACCCAUGUCAGGAAGCAACAAAGUAGCUUUGGAGAUGCAAUGGAUAAGCAUAGACAGAAGAUGGAGUGUGAGACAAAGGCAGAUAAAAGAAGUAAAUGGGCUCAAAAGAUUGAGCAAUGGAGUAAAUCACUCACAGAAGUUGCUGAUUUAAAAGGGAAAGAUGUAAAUGACAGGCAAGAGAUGGAGUUCAUCGAAGAAAUUGUUAAUGAUAUCUACCGUAUACUGCGUGUACACUUGAGGAGUCCGCUGCCAUUACUUAUUGGGAUGGAGAGUUCCAUUACAUUCAUCACCUCAUGGUUGAAAGAUGCAUCUUCACAUACAACAGACAUACUCACAAUUUUGGGUAUGGGUGGGAUCGGGAAGACAUCUUUAGCCAAAUUUGUCUAUGGAUUGGAUUGUCGUGAUUUCAAGACUAGCAGCUAUAUUGGAAAUAUUAGUAGCAGAUGUAAUGAAAAAUUUAGUGGGUUGCUUGAUCUACAAAAACAGCUAUGUGAUGACAUUUCAAAAACAAGUCCGAUUCCAGUUGAUGAUGUUUCUAUUUACACCUCAAAGAUAGAGAAUGUUGUGGCUCGUAAAAAGGUUUUUCUAGUUCUUGAUGACAUUGAUAGUGUCAACCAAUUGGAUGCAUUGCUUGGAAGCAAAGGUUUUUAUCCGGGGAGCAAAAUCAUAAUAACAACAAAGGAUGCAUGGUUGACAGAGAGUUGUGCACUUUUUAAAAUGAAUGUUAAACCCAAGCAUGCAAAGCACUUGCUUCAAGGCUUACAUGUGUCUGCAUCACGAAAACUUUUGUGUUUACAUGCAUUCACAACCAACUAG